Polyodon spathula (Mississippi paddlefish) is the source of this 1410-nucleotide messenger RNA. RefSeq names its product V-set and immunoglobulin domain containing 8b (gene vsig8b). Bases 252 to 1274 code for a protein of 340 amino acids. The transcript has 9 exons. The record is from RefSeq and is a predicted model, not a curated record. Lineage: Eukaryota; Metazoa; Chordata; Actinopteri; Acipenseriformes; Polyodontidae.
GGGAGUGCCAGUCACACACCUGUCUCCAACAGUCUGUGAAGGAGCAGAAGGAUUGUCACUCUGCUGGUUUUAGCUGCUCAAGAUACUCCUGGUACUAGUUUGGACUGCAACAAGAAUGGACGUGUUGUGUUGGAGGAAGCCUGGUGUGUGCUCUAGAAAGUUAUUGAUGGUGCUCUCUGCAAUGUACCUGAGCACAGACCAUCUCAGCUUUACCAAUUUUAACUCCUAGGCAAUCAGAUAUCACUGUGGCAAUGAAGGUGACCUCUAUUGGGCCACAGACAGUCCGCAAAGCCCGGGGUGGGACAGUAGUUCUGGGAUGUACUUUCAUCGCUGAUGUCACAGAUAGGGGAGAGCUGGACAUUGAGUGGUCGAACAUGAACCCAGAUACAACGCAGAAAGAUGAGCAGAUCCUGGGGUUUUCUGGGGGUGAGGUGUUUCAUUACGGCAGCCAAGAUCUCAGCAAACGUUUGAACUUCACAGAUAAGAACCCAGCAUUGGGUGAUGCCUCUAUUUCCAUAACAGACCUGGAACUUGGAGACACAUCAACCUACCAGUGCAAAGUGAAGAAAAUGCCGGGCAUUGAUACACGCAAGGUUACAUUGGUGGUGGAGGUGCCACCCUCAGUGCCCAGGUGCUCAGUGGAGGGGGGUCAGGACGAGGGGCACUCAGUAUCUCUCAGCUGCAAAUCUGAUGAGGGCAUGAUCCCCCUCACCUACAAAUGGGGGAGGGAGAGCGGAGAAGGACUACCGCCCACAGCCAUACAGAAUCCUGGAACAGGCAUACUCCUGAUCCAGAAUCAUACCAAGAGUUUCUCAGGAUCGUAUCGAUGCACAGUGAGAAACGCUGUUGGAGAGGAGCAGUGUGUGUUGUCGCUUGGCAUAAGCCCAUCUGUGAAUAAAGCCGGAAUGAUAGCGGGUGCUGUGAUUGGUUCUCUGCUUUUGUUGCUCCUCCUCCUGCUCCUCAUCUGGCUUCUUAUUUGCUGUUGCAACAAGCGGCGAUAUCAGAAGGAAGUGGCCAAUGAGAUCAGGGAGGAUGUGGCCCCUCCAGUCAGUCGCUCAGUCACGCCCAAUGCCAGUGUCCACUCCAGCUUCCGCUCCAUCCUGGGCUACCGCUCACAUCCCAUCAUUGGCUACCAUUACCAACGAGCCAACCACAGAGACAUCUACAAAGGGCAGCUUAUGGACAGCAACAAACCAUCUAAUAACAACCUGACAAAACCUGGGGGGGUUCCUGUUAUGACAUCCGUUCAAAACAGAGAAGCAUAUGCUGUCUAAAAGACAGAAAAAUUGUUAGGGCAUAGGAUAAAAAAAAGACGUGACAAAAGAGAUAUAGGUAAGAUAGAGAGAGGGAGAAAUUGUGUAAUUUAAACCCUUUGUUGUCCAUUUAUUCAGCGCUUGUCAGGUGCGUCAG